AAUAAAGACAGCCCAAUAGAACGGAAAGAAAAGUGCCGGAUGGUGAGAUCUGGGGAUGGCCCCGUUGAUGAGCACUGCCUGCCGUCAACUGUAGAGGCUGACUUGGGAGGACUGGUUGACCGGUAUCGCCAGAAUGCCGUCAUGAGCUAUCUGAAGAGCUCCCAGCUGUGCAAAGACCGCAAUGUUCACAUCACCGAGCCAACACUGCAGAGAGCCCUGCUGCAUCCAGGAGACAAGAUCAUCAAGGAGGGAGAAGACGUAAGGAAGAUCAGGCAGCCCGGAGGAUACUACAGCACAGGACGUGCUGAUGCUGCAUCACCUGGGAGCCAGGACGAGGAGGCGGAAAAUAG
Aptenodytes forsteri (emperor penguin) is the source of this 350-nucleotide messenger RNA. RefSeq names its product EF-hand calcium binding domain 12 (gene EFCAB12). The annotation marks the transcript as partial. The transcript is spliced from 2 exons. The record is from RefSeq and is a predicted model, not a curated record. Lineage: Eukaryota; Metazoa; Chordata; Aves; Sphenisciformes; Spheniscidae.